Messenger RNA from Adineta steineri, 1044 nucleotides. Lineage: Eukaryota; Metazoa; Rotifera; Eurotatoria; Adinetida; Adinetidae. The record is from the annotation of a GenBank genome assembly.
AUGGCAAACAAGAAUACUGUUUCAAAUAAUGUUACUACUGAAGACUACUCCACAUCUAUUUCACCAGUAUGGACAGUCCCAAUAGAUUCUACUUCAACUUUCGAUAAAUCUGUGUUACCAUUUAACACAAAUCUAGAACUGCAAACUUACAAUACAUUUAUCAGUCAAUUUGCAUCUGACAUCGAUGAUCUCCCACCAAACUAUUUUGAUGUAUCAAUUGUACCUAAUGGAGCUGUUUCAUUUCAUAAUGAUGUUACUCCAUAUACAGAAGCAUCCAAAGCAGAAAUAGAACGUAAUCGAAAAGGUGUACUUUCAUUUGAUCAACUUAUUGAUAAAAAUCCUGAUCAAUUAUGGCUUUAUUUCAUGACUUAUCUCAAUGAGAAACCGAAAUUAGAUGUCAAUAUUCGUGGUUAUUAUAUAGAGAUAAUUUCUAUCAUGUGUAUCUUUUCUGUUUGUAGUAUUAUAAGAGAGAGGGAAAGUUAUCGACACACUAAAGGUAACUGGCAAACUCGUACUAUAACAAAGUCCCGUAUUGUGACUGAGUUCUAUUUUUCCAUUGAUUUAUCACCUUACAUUUGUGAACAUUGGUGGCGUGUUGCUGUUAUUCCAUCGGCAAAGGCAAAAGUGGCUGGCGAAACUGUUACAUUAAGAGAUGCUCUUGAACAAUAUACACUUUCGAAUAAGAAAAUCAAAGAAAUAAUAUUGCAAAAGCAGCUACAUGGCUGGAAUCAAGAAGAAUUAAAAAAUAAACUUAUUGCAUUAGUUCGUUCAACUGGUUAUCAGAAUAAUAUUUCUGUCAUCAAUGUCGCAUUAAAUGGUGAUCAAUUUGGUGAUGAAAAUAUAAUCGUUGACGAUUCACCAUUUAAAUCUACAUUAAUUUAUGUCAAUUCAGAAGGCGUAUCUGUAGAUCUACUUCAGUUAUAUGGUGCUCAAACUCAUAUGGGUCAUUAUGUUGCACUUGUAAUGGAUAAGUUAUUUACGUUCGAAGAAAUAACGACCAUUACUAAAGAUGACUUGUCACUUCUUAAAUAUGGUUCUAUUUAG